Molecule: messenger RNA, 815 nt
Organism: Durio zibethinus
Lineage: Eukaryota; Viridiplantae; Streptophyta; Magnoliopsida; Malvales; Malvaceae
Product: large ribosomal subunit protein eL32z-like
Biological process (GO): translation
Cellular component (GO): cytosolic large ribosomal subunit; ribosome
Molecular function (GO): structural constituent of ribosome
Source: RefSeq, a predicted model, not a curated record
GAUUUAGACUAAUCUCUCCAACCAACCCUAAAAAUGAAUGAAACCCUAAAAAACUAAAAUGCCUUCAAUCUCCAUACCUCUAUAUAAUCUGCCGCAACUCCAUUGCAGCAAAAUCCGGGGCGGCCAACCCAAAACCCUAAUUUCCCAGAGGUAAGAAGAAGGAAAAGAAGAAAUGGCGGUGCCGCUUCUAAGUAAGAAGAUCGUGAAGAAGAGGGUCAAGAAGUUCAAGAGACCCCAAAGUGACCGCAAAAUCUCCGUCAAGACAAACUGGCGUAGGCCAAAGGGUAUUGAUUCUCGCGUAAGAAGAAAGUUCAAGGGAUGCACUUUGAUGCCCAAUAUUGGCUAUGGUUCAGACAAGAAGACUCGUCACUAUCUUCCAAAUGGCUUUAAGAAAUUUGUUGUGCACAAUGUCGGAGAGCUUGAACUGUUGAUGAUGCACAACAGGACAUACUGUGCGGAGAUUGCCCAUGAUGUCUCCACAAAGAAGAGAAAAGAGAUUGUGGAACGAGCUGCACAGCUGGAUGUUGUCGUUACUAACAAGCUUGCCAGGUUGCGCAGCCAGGAGGAUGAAUGAACAGACGCUUGUACUGGUUAAGUAAUGAUCUUUGUUUGUUUAGCAUUUUUAUAAAUUUUGGAUAAUUUUGUUGUUUUAGAUGGCAAUCACAUUCUCAACCGUGAUUUUUGUUCUAUUUAGUGAAUUAACAUUACAAUGGCUAUUAUGUCUAAAGAUAUUCUCUAUUUAUAAAAAUAUUUUCCAAGUAUAUAGUGAGCUUGCAAUGUGCUCGAAUAGUAUCCCUUAGGGCUGUUAGUUUGUA